Molecule: messenger RNA, 1699 nt
Organism: Carya illinoinensis
Lineage: Eukaryota; Viridiplantae; Streptophyta; Magnoliopsida; Fagales; Juglandaceae
Exons: 1
Coding region: 189-1472 (427 amino acids)
Molecular function (GO): protein binding
Source: RefSeq, a predicted model, not a curated record
CUACGACUGACUAGUUCCAAAACAGAUCAGCUUUUGUGCAUCAUAUAGACCUCCCAACCAAAUUAGCAUCAAACUUUCUCACGUCUCUUCCAUAUCUUGAGAACCAAACUCACUUUGAUCCAUCGUCUUCAACAUUUAACAACCCUAGGCUCUCUCCACCUUGGUCAAGCUCGCGCACACGCCACACCAUGCCCUCUUCCUUUUCUACCCCACCAACGACCCAAAACCACUACCUCCAGUGCCUUCUUGACUCUGCCCGCCCCUUUCUCCGUGGCGAGCUUGAAUCAGUCGACAAGAAUUUACCUUCGCUCGUCGCUGUCUUGCGCUCCGUUGGGGCCGGUGAGUGCUGGCACAAGCAUGGCAGCUUCCUUGAUCACCUCGUUGACAUAUACCGCAUCCUCAAGAUUUGGAAAGCACCGGACUCCGUGUGCCUUUGCGGCCUCUUCCACUCAGCUUACUCCAAUUCUUACGUCAACCUCGCUAUAUUUGAUCCCUCCACUGGCCGUGACGUGGUUCGUGGCCACGUUGGAGAGGCUGCGGAGAGGUUGAUCCACUUGUUUUGUGUAGUCCCAAGACAGCCUAUCAUUCACGAUGAUCUUUUAUUCCGGUACUCGGAUUCCGAACUCGUCGAACACCUCAGGCUUUCCGCGAUAUCUAUGAGGAACGCCAAGGAGAAGGGGUUGUUCGAUGAAGAUGAGGGAUGGAGGAAAAAGCUGCAGGCUCUUCUUCCGGCCGAUGGGAUUACUGUGAAGCACAUCAAGACCGGGGAAGAUGUUUUGCUUUCAAGAAGGGUGGUCGCAGUUUUCCUUUUGAUGACCAUGGCGGAUUUCGGUGAUCAAAUUUUUGGCUUUCAAGAUUCGCUAUUUGAUAACUUCGACGGUCGCCUCAAUUUCUCAGGAAACAAUUAUUUGGCUUUGUGGCCUGGCAAUGGCAAGCCAGGGCUAUGGCUGAAUUCUGUAUCGAGGAUGGGAGCAAUAUACAAUUUGAUAGUGAGAGAGGAAGAGAUUUUGAAGGAAAAGAGGAAAAAGGACGGUGACGCUGGUGUUGAGACUGAUAGAGACGAGGAUAUUGGGCUUGUGGUGCCACCAGUUUUUGACAACUGUAGCAAGGUUUUGGAUGCGGAGGAGCAAGUAGCCGCAAUGGACUUGUAUUGGGAAGUUGUUUGUGGCGUGUCUAAGAGUGGGUUAGAGAGGGCUGAGGAGUUGUUGUUGAGGUGUGUCCAAAAGAACCCUUUCGUUGGGGAGCCACAUGUGGUGUUGGGUCAGGUUUAUUUGACCAAAGGAAGGUUUGAGGAGGCUGAGAGAGAGGCUGAGAGAGGGCUGACCCUUAUGCUGGAGUGGGGGCAUCCAUGGGAUAAGAGGAUGUCCUGGGAAGGAUGGAUUGCUUGGGCUAGAGUUUUGUUGAUGAAGGCAAAGGAGAAGUCAUGGCCACAGACUUCAUGGGGCAUUCUCAACUUGGGUCUUGUGAAGUGAAGUGCUUCUUCAGUGUGUGCUGCAGCCUUAAAAGAUUUGGAUUUGCCCGUCCAAUAAAUGAACUUCUGUUUACAGCCUUUUGUGUCUUCGAAGAAAGUGCCUCUGCAGUCAGCCUGCAAGCAACCAUAAAAUCUACUAGCUUCUGCUUUCCUGAAGUAAUAAAAACAGUGUGCUUUGUAAACCAUUUCGUAUAUAAAAUUUCAUGGUUUCCCUUCUUGUGUUUUAAA